AUGAGUCGAGCUAGUGCAGCUGGAACCAAGGGGAAGAAGAAGGGUGCAACCUUCACCAUUGACUGUGUUAAGCCAGUUGAAGACAAGAUCAUGGACAUUGCUUCCCUUGAGAAAUUUCUUCAAGAGAGGAUCAAGGUUGGUGGCAAAGCUGGUGCCCUAGGUGAUUCUGUUACCGUUACCCGGGAGAAAUCCAAGAUCACCGUUACUUCUGACAACAACUUUUCCAAGCGUUAUUUGAAGUAUUUGACAAAGAAGUACUUGAAGAAACACAAUGUAAGAGAUUGGCUAAGAGUGAUUGCUUCAAACAAAGAUAGGAAUAUCUAUGAGUUAAGGUAUUUCAACAUUGCUGAAAAUGAGGGAGAGGAAGAAGAUUAA
Molecule: messenger RNA, 375 nt
Organism: Lathyrus sativus (Indian pea)
Lineage: Eukaryota; Viridiplantae; Streptophyta; Magnoliopsida; Fabales; Fabaceae
Source: the annotation of a GenBank genome assembly